Messenger RNA from Camellia sinensis, 1464 nucleotides. Its product is annotated as protein trichome birefringence-like 38. Gene Ontology annotation, molecular function: O-acetyltransferase activity. NCBI's taxonomy places the organism in Eukaryota, Viridiplantae, Streptophyta, Magnoliopsida, Ericales, Theaceae. The record is from RefSeq and is a predicted model, not a curated record. Gene Ontology annotation, cellular component: Golgi apparatus.
AUUACCUCACCUCACAGACUCUCUUCAGACAACUUUUGUGGACUAGUCGUCCUUCUCUUGACCUUUGUCUACCAAAAUCCUAGAUGGGUUUUUGGUACCAAGCUCUGUUAACAUUGUUUCUUCAAGCUCUGUUUGUUUCUUUGUCUUUGCAAGAGGCAAGAACAGAGCAAGUCUACAAUGUGAGCAAUUUGAGAGGUAGAGAGUUAUUAGCAGCAAAUGGGUGUAAUUUGUUUCAAGGGAAAUGGGUUUUUGAUUCUUCUUAUCCACUCUAUGAUUCCUCAAGCUGUCCUUUCAUAGAUCCUGAAUUCAAUUGCCAAAAAUAUGGUCGCCCUGAUAAUGGGUAUCUCAAGUACUCUUGGAAACCUGACUCCUGUAACUUACCCAGGUUUGAUGGGAAUGAGUUUCUGAGAAGGUGGAGAGGAAAGAACAUAAUGUUUGUGGGUGACUCACUGAGUCUGAACCAGUGGGAAUCGUUGUCAUGUAUGGUUCAUGCGUCGGUGCCAAAAGCCAAAACCUCCUUCGUCAGAACGGCCUUGCUGUCUCAUGUGACCUUCCAGGAUUAUGGAGUAACAUUGUACCUAUAUCACUCAACAUACUUGGUAGAUAUCGUAAGAGAAAAGGUUGGGCGAGUACUGAAACUUGACUCCAUCCAAGGUGGCAAUUCAUGGAAACAAAUGGACAUGCUGAUAUUCAACACGUGGCAUUGGUGGACCCACAAAGGCAAAUCUCAACCAUGGGACUAUGUGCAAGAUGGGUCAGCCAUGUUGAAAGAUAUGGACCGUCUGAUGGCAUUUUAUAAAGGGUUGACAACUUGGGGUAGAUGGGUUGACCGAGAUAUUGAUCCUUCCAAGACCAAAGUCUUCUUCCAGGGGAUUUCUCCAACCCAUUACCAGGGAAAAGAAUGGAAGUCAGGAUCAAAGAACUGCAUGGGAGAGCACUUACCAUUCACUGGCUCGACUUACCCGGCUGGCAUACCUCCGGCUGCCAUUGUUGUCAACAAAGUGUUGAGCAGAGUCAAGAAACCAGUCUAUCUUCUAGACAUCACAACACUUUCACAGUUGAGAAAAGAUGCUCACCCGUCAGCUUAUAGCGGCGACCACUCUGGCACCGACUGCAGCCACUGGUGCCUCCCCGGACUGCCUGAUACUUGGAACCAGCUCCUGUAUGCAGCACUUAUGUAAAAUUGAAGACUAGAAAGUGUGAUUAUUUCCUCACUCGUAUUUUUUUUGUCUUUUUUUUUUUUUCCCGUCUACUUCAAUGGUAGAUAAUAAAGUGGGCAAGUGGCAGCCAAGCGUUCACAGCCUCACGAGCAAAAAAAAAAAAAAAGAGUGGGCAAGAAUCAAUUGUAAAGUAAUUGAUUUUUUAGGGACAACAAAAGUUGCCAUUUAUAUGCUUUGGGUGUAUAGGGAAGCAAAUAGGAAAUCACUUUAAGCACAUUUUAUGUAACAGUGUAAUUUGAUAUUU